CGGAGGCCGCCCCAGCCGCCGCCCCCUCGGCGCCCCCCGGCCCCGCCCAGCCGGGCAGCGUCUCCCCGCCGCAGGGGGCCACGUCGCCGGCGGAGAAGGGGGAGGGGGGCCCCCAGCGCGCCAUCCCGCGCCGCCACGCGCCCCUGGAGCAGCUGGUCCGGCAGGGCUCCUUCCGCGGCUUCCCCGCCCUCAGCCAGAGGAACUCGCCCUUCAAACGCCAGCUCUCGCUGCGGCUCAGCGACCUGCCCUCCACCCUGCAGCGCAAGGGGGACUGCCCGCCCGGGGGCGCCGUGCCGGAUCUGGAGUCGACCCCGACCGGUGACAGCGAUGGGAUCAGCGCCCUCUGCAGCCAGAUCGACGCCUCCUUCGCUCGCCCGCCCGCCGACCCCUUCAGCCCCACGGCCGCCGACGGCACCGCCUCCCCCCCCACGGGGCUCCCCCAAGGGCCGGCCGCCUGGGGAGAGCCCGGGGCGGGGGCCCCUUCGCAGGCCCCCCCGUUCCAGCCCGGACACAAGAGGACCCCGUCGGAGGCCGAGCGCUGGCUGGAGGAGGUGGCCCAGACGGCCAAGGCGCAGCAGGUGGCAGUGCCCGCGGCCCUGCCUGCCACGCUGCCCCCCUACCCCGUGAGCUACGACGCCGCGCCCGCCCCCGUGGGCAUGUUCCUGCCGCCCCACAUGCAGCCGGCCUACGUGCCCGUGGGGGCCUACCCGCCGGCCGGGCCCUUCGCGGCCCCCAGCGUCCCUGUGGUGGGCAUCACCCCCUCCCAGAUGGUGGCCAACGUCUUCUGCUCCGCCGCCCAGCUGCCGCCCUCGAACUUGGGGGGCAAGGCCAGCCCCUUCCCCCCUGCUCUGCUGGGCCCCACGCUGCCCCCUCCCCCCCAGGCCCGACCCAAGUCCGGCAGCGCUGCCCCCUGGCCCCCGGAGUCGGGCCAGCCGGGGGCCAUGGCCCCCCCGCUCGCCACCGCCCGCCCUGGGCCCAAGCCGGACCCCUUUGAGGCUCAGUGGGCGGCGCUGGGGGCCAAGCCCCCCGGGGGGGCCGACCCGGUGAACCCCUUCGCCGGAGACCUGCAGAAAACCUUUGAGAUCGAGCUGUGAGCUGGGGGGGAGCGACCGGGGGUCCCUGAGCCCCCCACUACGGAACGGACUGUGGGGCCAGGUAGAGGUGGGGGAUGUACGGAGACCCCCCAACCCCAGCGGGACGUGGGUCACCACCUCCUUGUCAAACGGGGGGACAGGCUGGGGAGGGGCCCCCAGGGCUGCUGCCCCCCCCAGCAUCAGCUUUGGGGGCUUUGCCUGGGGGCCGAUGGGGGGCUGAGUGUGGGUCCCGGUCACUGGAGGUGGGGCUGGGGAAUGUGGGGGUGAGGAACCUCCCCCCCAGGUGAUGAAAUGGUUAACGGGUCCCUGGCUGGCUGCAAACGGGGAGGGACCCUGGGCUGGACGUGUGGGGGGGCUGGAUGGGGGCACCUCCCAGACCCAGGGGUGAUCAGGGCUAACCCCCCCCCAGUCUAAUGGUCAGGCCUG
Messenger RNA from Terrapene triunguis (Three-toed box turtle), 1520 nucleotides. Its product is annotated as numb-like protein. The annotation marks the transcript as partial. NCBI's taxonomy places the organism in Eukaryota, Metazoa, Chordata, Testudines, Emydidae. The record is from RefSeq and is a predicted model, not a curated record. The transcript has 3 exons.